Molecule: messenger RNA, 1235 nt
Organism: Pseudogymnoascus destructans
Lineage: Eukaryota; Fungi; Ascomycota; Leotiomycetes; Thelebolales; Thelebolaceae
Exons: 4
Coding region: 180-1235 (351 amino acids)
Source: RefSeq, a predicted model, not a curated record
UGUACAGUCAGUAAGUAGUAGUAGUAAUGGUACAGUUUGUCUCUAUUAUCAUUCUACCCUACCCCACUUGGGAAUUUAUAAAAGAUGAUGUCUGCGAUGUUGGUCAGCUUUAAUAUUUUAAUUCUUGUCAGCAAAAAUCUAGCCCAAAAUCCUCGUCCCUUCAAUUUCUAUCAUUAACCAUGGCAUCUCUUCCAGAAGGCGUUGCAAAGUCGUUGGAGGAGACGAAAGUCGACUAUAAGCGUGUGGGAAACAGUGGUCUCCGCGUGUCAGUUCCAAUUAUUGGGUGUAUGGGCAUUGGAAACCCGGAAUGGGCAAACUGGGUGGCAGGGCCAGAAAAGGCCCUCCCGCUCUUGAAGGCGGCGUAUGAUCGAGGAAUUACCACCUGGGAUACAGCAAAUAUCUAUUCCAAUGGGGAUUCUGAGAGAGUUAUCGCCCAGGCGAUCAAGAAAUACGAUCUCCCACGACACAAGUUGGUGCUGAUGACGAAGGCAUUUAGCUGCGUUGGAGAGCAGCAGUUUCACGCAUACCCAAUCCUGGAUAAAUUAAGAAGGACCAAGGAUUACGUUAACCAGUUUGGUCUUUCAAGGACAGCAAUUUUUACUGCACUGGACGCGUCCCUCAAACGUUUGGAAACAGAUUACAUAGAUUUCUUCUGGAUUCAUCGUUUCGACCCAGAUACGCCAAUUGAGGAGACCAUGCGUGCUCUUCAUGACCUCGUCACUGCGGGGAAGAUCCGUUACAUUGGAGCUUCAUCCAUGUGGACAUACCAAUUUGCCUCCAUGCAGUUCUGCGCGGAAAAGAACGGGUGGACAAAAUUCGUUGCGAUGCAAAACCGUUACAACUUACUGUACCGCGAAGAAGAGCGCGAGAUGAUUAAGUUUUGCAACGAAACAAACGUGGCUGUCAUCCCUUGGGGUCCUCUCGCAGAAGGACAGCUUGCGCGCCCAUUGCAAGUUCGCGGAACAACUACGCGCUCUGAAGGCUCCCCGCCCCUACGCAAAGAGUCCACGGGAAUCAUCAACAGAGUAGAGGAACUGGCCAAAAAAAAGGGGUGGACUAUGGCCCAGGUUACGCUCGCAUGGACUAUGAAGCGAGUGACGACCCCUAUUAUUGGCUUUAGCAGCGUCGAGAGGAUUGAUGAUGCUUUAUCAGCACGCGGAAAAGAGCUUACAGCUGAAGAAGAGAAAUACUUAGAGGAAGUUUAUACUCCUAUGGAGAUGGAAGGUCAUUUCUAA